AUGGCUACAAGGCCGGCGGCGCGGAGCCCGCCCCGGCGCGGGCGCGGGCGCGGCCUGUGGAGCCCGGCGAGGCUGCGCGCGGGACGGCUGGGCCGCCGCGCCCCUCAGACCGCCCGGCGGAGGGGGCGUCCCCGAGCGACGCCCGCAGGCCGCGUCCCUGGACUCCGGGGCUCGGAGCGGGAGGGGCGGCGCGGCUCCCCGCCCGGCCUCAGGGGCGCCGGCGCGGUUUCUGGGCGGCGUCUGCGCGGCCGGCGGCCUGGGAGGCGGGACCCCCGCCGGGAAGAAGGAAACGCGCUUCCAGCUCCGGCAGGAAGGAAGCGGUGGCCGCCGCGCCCGGCGCGGGGACUCACGCCUGGCAUCAGACGCUUCGGGAGGCCGGGGCGGGCGGGUCGCGAGGUCGGGAGGUCGAGACCAGCCUGGCCAACGUGGGGCAGCCCCGUCUCCACUGAGAACACGCACGUCCGCCGGGCGUGGCGGCGCGGGCCUGCGGCCCCGGCCACUCGGGGGGCUGAGGCGGGAGACUCGCUGGGCCCCGGGAGGCGGAGGUCGCGGCGAGCCGAGAUGGCGCCGCUGCGCUGCAGUCCGGCCUGGCUGCGGAGCGAGACUCCGUCUCCAAACGGAGAAGUUGCUCUGUGCGGAGCGACGGGGAAGGAGCCGCCAGCCCGACCGGGGUCGCGGGGAAGAGGCCGGACGGGGCGUUCGGGAGGUCGCCCGGACGAAGGAGCAAAAGGUCGGGAGGCGCACGAGGACUCUGCUAGGCUAAGAAACGGCAGACGCAGCGGAAACCUCCGGAGAGAGAAAACCCCAGGAGGAGAGCGACAGCGAACACGGAGCAGGGGCGCUGCAGGUGUCGGGAGGGCGAAGACGGCCCCAGGCCCGGGCGGGUCCGGCUGUUCGGUGACAACAACGGAAAUCUAAGGCACUUACAGACUCUUACUCUGUAUUAUAGUUAUUCGUAUGCCUCAUUCCCUACUGGAAACGUUUAUUCCUCCGUGUUACACAGACUAGCAGCGUUGGCAUCGCCUGGGAGCCUGUUAGGAACACAGGAGCUGAGGCUCCAGGGUUCGGGAUGUGCAUUUUAACAAGAUCCCAUGAACGUGUGUGAGAAGCGCUGCUUUGACAGCGGGCAGAGAGAAGAUCCGGACUGAUUCCUUUUCACAUACAGAGCGCACUUUUCCUACGCGUUUGCGGAAUGAAGGAUGCAGGAAUCCUGUUGACGGCGAUACAUUUCUAACAAGAUAUGCCCCUUAGGCUUAAACACGCCCAAUGAUGGGAAACCCCAAGCGACACAGGCCAGCCUUUCGGAGUGAGCAGCUCUAUUUGUUGAAAAGUUCAUUUUUUAUGUUAUGUAGUUGGCAGCCCACUUAAGUCCAACAAACGCACUGCUUCCCCAUUUUUUGCUCUGCCUCUUAUCAACUCAUUCUCUGGCUCAUAAACCAAAGACAGUUUACAGAAAAAAAGAAAAAAAAAAGGUACGAUUUUACUGCAGCUUAGCCCCAAAGUGUUUGCUGUGUGAGCACAUCCUUCUUGGUUACCGCUACCUUUCUCCCUCCGCCCGUCAGUUCCUUGCGGUGGGACCCGGAACAAGGCCCUGGAAGGUAUAAUACACUAAACCUUGACUUGAGUAGUGCUCAGUUCUCUGACCCCAAGGUGGUUUCACCACGCCAGAUAAUAUGUCCUGGGUAUGUAUUUCCUUGCAGUAGUCAAAUGAGAUGAGCAGAAACGAAGUAUGUGAGCCAAUGGAACGCUUAAGGAGAGAAACUGCUUUUGCACAGCUAAACGGAAGUGACUUUUGGAUGAUCUGCUUUGGAAGAUUAUCCAUGACACUGUUCUGCUCUGCUCUGCCCUAGCAGCAUUUUUUGUAUACAGGCAGAGAAAUAGCAGUGAUUCCGCUCACCUACAGGAAGACAGAGCCAAUUCAAAGGAAACAUUGAGUUACAAUAUGAAAAAAAAGUGAGCUUCUAAAAGAAAAUCAAAUCCUAUCAGAAGAAGAGUUA
Molecule: messenger RNA, 1997 nt
Organism: Saimiri boliviensis boliviensis (Bolivian squirrel monkey)
Lineage: Eukaryota; Metazoa; Chordata; Mammalia; Primates; Cebidae
Source: RefSeq, a predicted model, not a curated record